Brassica rapa (field mustard) is the source of this 3792-nucleotide messenger RNA. RefSeq lists its product as uncharacterized. The record is from RefSeq and is a predicted model, not a curated record. NCBI's taxonomy places the organism in Eukaryota, Viridiplantae, Streptophyta, Magnoliopsida, Brassicales, Brassicaceae.
CACGAAAACAAAAAUCUAUGCUUUUUCAUAUUUGUCAAUGUUCUAACACUUUCAAAGAAUAUAUUAGCUUAGUCACUUACUUAUUUUUUUUUACAAAACAAAGUAUCGGAGUCUUGAAAGUUGAAUUCAUAUUAUUGUAAAUGUACAUAAGAGUUUGUGAUUAUAUAUUUAGUGAUUCUUGUAUAUGUGUUCAAAGAAGUUUCAAUGGCUUAGUGGUAUAUGCCCUAUAUUUAUAUCAUACUAACCUGGGUUCGAUCAUUUCCUUUGUAUUAUUUUUUUAUUUUUUACGGAAAAAUAAAUGAGAUGACGUGGCAACUUCGGACUCUCUGAUUGGAUGAUUUUUUGUGCCUACGUGGACACUCUAAGAGGAGCUUAUAUCCCCUUUUAGUAUAGUAUAGAUCAUACAAAUAAAUUAUAGAUUUUGGGGGAAUUUAAGAAGGUAGUAAAUAAUGGAGGGAAUGGUGAUACCGUCGUUGCAGGUUAUUAACAAUGUACAGCAUCCAUGAUUACUACUCAUAAGGAACCUCUGACUUUAUGAGAUAGUUUCAGGAUUUGUAGCUUUGUUUUGGCAUACUUUGAUAGAAAGAAAACAAGGAGUUUGAGUUAAAUACUGAGGCCACAAAUAGGUACAUAACAAAACCGUUUAUAAUACUGUAAAAGCUGUCGGACCAAAGUCCGGUGGACCUCAUGGGAUGGAUUGAUGAAUACGUAAGACAGGCAGAGAGCUGGGCCAGCAAAAAGUGACUGUAAGAACUACUAAGGAGAAGUGGAGGAAGAGUCUACAAAAAAAAGAAGUUGGAGGGAUGGACUCAGCAACCCUGGUUACAAUCAUAGAUGCUUCUUUAAAACAUAUGUGUCUAAAUAAAAACCUAAUGAAAUGAGAAAAUGCAUAUAGUUGAGCACAAAACCAAACCCAACCAAGAUUUCAUAAUUCAAAAUGGAAUCGAUGUUUGAUACCCGAGAUGUUAGAACAUUAACUUUUGUAAUUAAGGAAUACACAAUCAGAAAGUUUGGAAUGAGAUGCUUUGGAUUUCUUGAUACGGAAGAGUAAGAGAUGCUAUAAGAUUCCUUGUAACACAAGGCAACCUAGAACAUUUAACGGUUAGAACAAGUAAAGAACUUUGCAAUAACAAAUCAUAUUAAACACAUGAUUAUAACAAACAAUCUUCAUUUCUAGCGUAAUACAUUUUACAAGUCAGUUUUCUAAGCAUUACCAAUUAUCUUCACCAAAAACUUCUCAAGAUUUUAUAGUAUACCAACCAAUGGCCUCUAUGGUCAAUAUUAUGAGUCCAGUGGUUUCUAAAAACCUCAUUACCAAUUUCAAAGCUUUUCGUCUCAAACACGAUCUACCUUCUCUACAACACACUAGGGUCGAUGCAAUCAACAAUGGUCCAAUAAAAAUGAUGAAGAAGUAUGGCUCACGGAGAAGUAUUGUGGUUUCGUGUUUAGAUCAACCUAUUUCUAUGCCAAAUCAGCUCUCGGGAUACGACGCUGUUAUGAAGUUCUAUUCGUCUAUCAACGAGAAGAAUCAAGAUCAACUAAGAAAUUGCAUCUCCAACGAUUGCUUUGUUGAUGACUUUUCCUUCUCUAAACCAUUUCAUGGGAAAAAGGAAGCCAUGAAGUUCUUUGAAGAACUGGUGAACAGUAUGGGACAAAACGUAAAGUUUUGUGUUGAAAAUGUUUGUGAAGGAGAUGGAUAUAAUGCUGCUGUUAAUUGGCAUAUAGAAUGGAAAGGACGUAAAAUUCCAUUUACGAGAGGAUGUAGCUUCUAUGAAUUUACAGACGAAGGAGGAAUACUGGUUAUAAGAAACGCGAGGAUUCUAAUUGAAUCGCCAAUUAAACCAGGAGGAAUUGCAUUGACUUUGCUAAAGAACAUAACGUUCUUGUUCGACGAGUUCCCACAAGUUGCUGACUGGUUUUUGGGGAAGCCUUAUGAGAUAAUCCAAUUAACAUUAACUAUCUGAAGCUAUUGAACAACAUGACCGAGUUCUUCUUACUGAUUUUGAAUAUUAUCAUCAAAACUCAAAGUCUGUUCUUUAAAUGGAAGAAAUAAGGAUUGCGUGGUUUCUAAUAUCUUCUGUUCUGUUAUAGUAUUGUGGUUAAUAAUGUUUUAAGAGAAUAAACACUUUCAAUUUUUUAAUAUUUUGGCUGUUUCAAACGAACUUCCUAACAUCUUUGGUUCCUCAAAAGAGGGUAUGCACAGCAUCAACGUUCCACAUAGUUCACUCUUUUCAUACAUUAUUUAUGUGGCUGGCUGGUUCGUGCAUUUUUUAGCUUAAUAGCUGAUAAUUGUUGCAUUAAUACUGAAAUUUAAGCAAUCUUGUAAAAAUUGACACGUGCAUGACACAUGGGUCGUUGUGAGCUUGUAACCAGAGGAACAUGUGAGAGUGAGACUUCCAUCUAAGAAACAUUUACACUAUUCCGUUCAUGUGAAUGACAGUGGUUUCUAAUCAAAAUUUCGUAACUCAAAAUGGUAAGUCUAAAACAUAUACUACUUUUGAUCUUUGUAUAACGGUAUCAAGAUUCUACCAACUAUUCCAGAGAGGUAAUAAAGAUUAAGAGGCAUUUGUUUAUAGCUCAACGAUUUGGAACCGUGGGACAAGUUUCGUUUUAGCAUCAGGAACACUACAAAGAGGUACUGAGAUUACCUCUAGAACAAGGCAUUUGUUUAUAGCUCAACGAUUAUAAGCCGUGGGACAAGUAAUUCAUUUGGAAAUUUCGAAGAGGUAUAAGAUUACCUCGAGGACGAGGCAAAUAUUUAUAGCUCAGUGACUAGGAAACCAUAGGACAAGCUAAUUCACGUUCUGGCAUAGAGGUCACUUGAGAGAGGUAAUUAAGGUUCCUCGUUUCUUGUAUAACACACAUCUAAGUACUUAGGGUGCAACUGGAUUUACAUUUUUGGAAUGAAAUUGUAUGGAAUGGCUUAUUCCUAUGGAUUCCAAUUUUUUUUACCAUUUACUUUGAAUACAAAAUAAAUCUCAUUCCAAAAAUUCAUGUGAAAUAAAUGGAAUCAAACGGAAUGUAGUUAUAAUUCAUUCAUGAUAAAAAAAAGUAUGUAAAUGAGAUGGAAUGAAAUCAAAUUAAUUAAGAAAAUGUUUUUAAUUAAGUUAGAUAUUAUGUAACUUGUUUAUUGUAUUCAAACAAUAGUUUUUCUAAGAUUCUUGAGGUUUAAAAUUCUUGUACCCGUUUUGUUAAUAAUUAAAUAUUGGAAAGUUUGGAAACACUCAUUGAUAAAGAUGCCUUUAACUAAUGUUAAUAAUAAAAAUUGUAUUGGUUUCGACAUAAUAAUUAUUUAUAACGUAAGCUAUAUAAAUUAAAACACCUCCCAGUAAAUUCAUUAUCAAACCUUAAUUUUCUGUUACAUAUGUGUAUAUAGCUUUAUAUUUUAAACGAACUAACUAUACAAUAUGUUAAUUUAAAUUUAAAUUUCAUUUCAUUUCAUUACAUUCCUCUAAAAAGUUAUCAUUUGUGUUAUAAAAAUAUUUCUCUGCAAUUAUUCAUUCCAUUUAUUUUACAAUUCCAUCAUUCCAUUAGUUGGUAUUCCAUUUUUCUUAAUUCCUUUCAUUCAUAAUAUUCCAAAACUUGAGUACCAGUUACGGUCUUAGAUUUCACAACAGUUUUAGAGUGAAAGUUACAAUGUCAUGUAUAAUAUUGAAAAGCAAUCAAAAUCCUUUGUAAUAAAAUGUUCUUACAAAAAUGAAGUCUUGGGGAAAGUUUAAGUCCCAAAAUUAAAAUAAAAUAAAUAAUAUGCACGGGAAACAAACUAAACACAAAGAAAAAAAACAAUUAAAA